Striga asiatica is the source of this 336-nucleotide messenger RNA. The record is from the annotation of a GenBank genome assembly. NCBI's taxonomy places the organism in Eukaryota, Viridiplantae, Streptophyta, Magnoliopsida, Lamiales, Orobanchaceae.
AUGGACAAUGAAGAUUCUGGGUUUGUAGAUUGUGCAUUGGUAUCUGAAAAUUCAGGUAGUGAUUGGGAAGUGGAUGAGGAUGGGAACUGUAUAGGUAGAAGGAAAAUAGUUACUUAUGACCCUAAAUGUGAACAUAGUACUCUUGAGUUUAUGUUGGGGAUGAGAUUCAUAAGCAUAGAAGAGUGGCUUGACGUGAAAAAUCGCAUGGCAUCGGCAGACGACAGGCUGGGCGACUCAUACAGGACUUCCUCGAUGAUGCGUGCGGAACUUCCUAGGGGACGCAUGUGUGGAUGGAUGGGCGUUGAAGAGUGGCUCUCGGUUGCGUGGGCACGGUAG